Molecule: messenger RNA, 1790 nt
Organism: Manihot esculenta (cassava)
Lineage: Eukaryota; Viridiplantae; Streptophyta; Magnoliopsida; Malpighiales; Euphorbiaceae
Product: cold-responsive protein kinase 1
Exons: 7
Coding region: 492-1595 (367 amino acids)
Biological process (GO): protein phosphorylation
Molecular function (GO): ATP binding; protein kinase activity
Source: RefSeq, a predicted model, not a curated record
GUGAGCACUAACUUUGAAACAAAAAAAUAGGAUGAAAAAAAUUCCGAGGAAGGGAGUAUGAUUUAACCUCUCUCUCGGUGUGAAUUGAAAGAGAUUUCGAAGACCGAUGAGCGUGGCUGGGUUAGUUGGGUUGGGCGGUGAUUCGGUUCGUUCCCACUCAAAUUCAAACUGUCACUAUCGGAGAAACAGUAAAAAUGGCAUGCCGAUUAGAAGAAAACUACUAGUUUAUUCUCCGUUCUCACUCGUCGCCGGAUCAGGAUCAGCAACAAAACCUAUUUGUUCAAUGAAUAAAUAAAACGAAAUAGAAUACAAUUCCACUCUCUGCAUUUCUCAACAGCAGAAAACGAGAGAAGGGAAAAAGACAAAGUGCCUCUCAGAAAGUCAGAAGCUACUAACUCCACAGCUCUUACUCACCUUAUUUCUUUCAUAAACGCGGUAUAGCUUAUAAUUAUGUGAUUUGGAAGAUAGCAGCGGAUUAUUUGCAGGCAGAUAUGGGGUGUAGCUGUUUUAGUGCAAAAGGGCAUGCUAAUGGGGCUCAUCAUGCCGCAGAUGGGGAUUCACUCCGUGACAUCAACCAUUUCUCUUAUAAUGAGUUAAGAUCAGCAACAGAUAACUUUCAUUCAGCCAAUAAGAUUGGAAGAGGAGGCUUUGGAACCGUUUACAAGGGAACCCUCAAAAGUGGAAGACAAGUGGCUGUAAAGACACUUUCAGCUCAAUCAAAGCAAGGAGUGCGUGAAUUUUUGAAUGAGAUUACUAUCAUAUCAAAAGUUAGGCAUCCUAACCUUGUUGAGUUGAUAGGAUGCUGUGCUCAAGGAACUAACCGAAUUUUAGUAUAUGAAUAUGUAGAAAAUAACAGCCUUGAUCGUGCAUUGCUAGGUCCAAAGGAUACAAAUAUUAAACUGGACUGGGGAAAAAGAUCUGUGAUUUGCUUGGGUAUUGCUCAGGGCCUCGCCUUCCUUCAUGAAGAACUUGCUCCGCAUAUUGUGCAUAGAGACAUCAAAGCUAGUAAUAUACUUCUUGACAAAAAGUUUAACCCAAAAAUAGGAGACUUUGGGUUGGCUAAACUCUUUCCAGAUAACAUCACUCAUAUUAGCACGAGAAUAGCAGGAACAACUGGUUAUUUGGCACCAGAGUAUGCAUUGGGUGGUCAGUUAACCAUGAAAGCUGAUGUGUACAGUUUUGGGGUUCUUAUCUUUGAAAUAAUUAGUGGCAAAAGCAGUGCAAAGGCCAGCUGGGGAGGAAUGCAAAAGCUUCUACUAGAAUGGGCAUGGCAGCUUCAUGAAGAAGGGAAACUCUUAGAACUGGUGGAUCCGGAGAUGGAAGAUUUUCCAGAAGAAGAAGUCAUUAGAUACAUGAAAGUAGCCUUUUUCUGCACCCAGGCAGCAGCAAGCAGGAGGCCACUAAUGAGUCAGGUUGUUGACAUGCUUUCAAGGAACAUCCGCCUUAAUGAGAAGCUACUUUCAGCACCAGGUUUCUUCCAGGAUUCAGGUGGAAUCAGUGGGCCAACAUCUUCAACUAAAAAGUCGUCUGCUGACUCUAUUAGCAACCAGAUGAGCUCUGUUCCUGUGACAAUCACUGAGGUAACCCCUAGAUGAAGAACAGUUUUUAAUUGCUGUCGAUACUCAGAGUUAAAGAAUUAGUUACUAGGCACAUUCAUGGAUUACAUAUUCUUUUUUUAUUUAGGUAAAGUGAGCAGAGUUAUACACAAUUGAAGUGGCGAAUUUGUAUUGUUGUUGAAGGUGAUGUGUGGCAAUUAUUUGUAUGUUUAUUGAAAUCGUUUUUUCUCGUAA